CUGCUGCUGUCCCAACCGCCCGCUUGGGCUGCGCCGCGGCCACGCCGCCCCGUUACGGGCGCAGCCCGGUGUCCCGUGGUUAACCGCGUCCCCGGGGGCUGCCCCCGCGCUCCUUGCGACAGCCAGAGGCAGCCGGUAACCGGCCGCCCGGGGCCGCCCUGAGCCGCCCCGCCCGAGCCAGCAGCCUCCCAGCCCCCCCGCCACCCCGCGCUGCGGCCCGGAAACCCGGCGGCCCCCGGGGGGCUGUUUUGCUCUUCCGGGGCGCGGUGUCCCGGGCCCCGUCCGUCGUCCCCCCCCCGAACCCCUUUUUCCAGCUCUUAAACGGGGCGCUGGCACGGGCGGCCCCGCCCCGGCGACUGCUGCGGGGCCCGGAGGCCCCGGGGGGCCCGGCCCGCGUGGGCUCCGCGCCCCUGACCCGCGGGCCGGGCCGGGCGGCGGCGGGCAGCAGGCCCCGGCCGCGGGGGGAGGCGGCGCCGCCGCCGCCCGGUCCCGCCGUGACCCCGCGGCCGAUCACUUCCAGGGCGGCCCCGGCUCCCGAUUUGAAAAUGCAGGAGCGGCUGGUGGUGCUGCUGUGCGCGCUGGCGCAGCGGCGGGCGGGCGGGCGGCGGGCCAUGGCCGGGGCGGCGGGCUGGGACGGGCCGCAGCGGCGCGCCUGGCUCCGGCACUACUACAGCCAGCGGCAGAAGCGCCUCAUGACGCUCCUGAUCGCUCGCCGGAGGAGAACCAGCUGCUACUUCUACCCCCGCGCCUGGCCUGGCAUCAGGAGUGCGGACUGGUGGGAGCGGGUGGUUCUGAAGGAGUUUGGGCCCCAGGACUGGCUGGAGAAGUUCCGUAUGUCCAAGGAGACCUUCUUCUACGUCUGCAACCAGCUGCGGCCCGGGCUGGCUCCGCACAGCGCCCACUUCCACCCCACCCUGCCCCUGGAGAAGAGGGUGGCUGUGGCCCUGUGGCACUUGGCCACCAACGUGGAGUACCAGACUCUCAGUCCGCUCUUUGGUGUGGGGCCCUCCACGGUGCAGACGUGUGUCCGGGAGGUGAGCUACGCUGUUGUCUUGCUGCUGAAGCCCCUCUACCUCCGGCUGCCCAACGAGAAGGAGCUGGAGAACAUGGUGCGCAUCUUCCGCACCCGCUGGGGCUUCCCGCACUGCAUCGGUGCCCUGGACAGCCUUCACAUCCCCAUCCACCCACCCCUGCGCCUCAGCGCCGACUACUGCAAUGGCCAGGGCUGGCACUCCAUCCUGACACAAGCCACCGUGGACGGGUUGGGCCAGUUCUGGGACGUCUCCACUGCCUUCCCUGGCAGCAUGGAGAACAGUGCUGUCCUGGAGAGCUCCAGCUUGUGGGUGCUGGCCAAGGAGGGCCGUCUCUGCCCCAACCCCCCCAAGCACUUCAUGGGGAAGGCGCAGAAGUACGUGCUGCUGGGUGAUGCCACCUACCCCUUGCAAGACUGGAUCCUCAAGCCCUACCAGGAGGACGAGAACCUCACCCAACGGCAGCUGCAGUUCAACUACCGCCUGAAGCGGGCACACAGCGUGAUCGAGAACGCCUUUCUGCGCCUGAAGGCACGCUGGCAGAUCCUCCUGAAGUGCGACGACUGCAGCCUGGAGCUGCUGCCCACCCUCGUCCUCGCCUGCUGCAUCCUGCACAACGUCUGCGAAGCCCAUGACAACCCCUUCAAUGAGGAGUGGCUGGAGGGCACCGAGCCGACUGAGUUGCCCAAGCCCUGCCAGCCCGCGCCUGCUGCCAUGGAGGAUGGCCGGGCCGAGCAAGUGCGUGAACUGAUGUGCCAGUACUUCGAGAGCUGCGGGGAGGGCUGAUGGGGUCGGGGGGAGAAGCAGUCCUGUGCAUCCUUGCUCGCAGACAUCCCACGGACUCCAACAAAUGCUGGCCCAGUGGUAGUAAGCAGGCUGUUUGGCAAAGGACUGCACCUUCUCACCUCUGCCGAAGGCUGCCGGCGGAGCGAGGAAGGCUGUUGGGGGCACCGGCUGUUCCCAGCAUGGGGAGGGGGGCGGCUGCAUCAUGCUCGUGCUGGCUUUGCCAUGGUGGUUUCAGGCAGUGGAAUGUAUUUUGUGCCCUUGCCCUCUUCCAGGA
Molecule: messenger RNA, 2091 nt
Organism: Falco peregrinus (peregrine falcon)
Lineage: Eukaryota; Metazoa; Chordata; Aves; Falconiformes; Falconidae
Exons: 2
Coding region: 546-1817 (423 amino acids)
Source: RefSeq, a predicted model, not a curated record